CGGCUCACGCCUCGGGCCCGCGGCAGCAGAGUUGAUGGACGGGGCGACCGAGUGCCGGCUGAUCAGCGACGCCUGCGUGUCUAUGCGCGUGUGCUUCGACUCGCUGUGCUUCUCGUCGCCGCAGCAGCGGCUUGCCGACGACGAGGAGGAGCAGCAGCAGCAGCAGCAACAGCAACAGCAACAGCAACAGCAACAGCAACAGCAACAGCAACAGCAACAACAGCAGCAGCAGCGGCGGCACUCGUUUCAACAGCACCACCAGCAGCCUCCGCCUCCGCCUCCGCCUCCGCCGCCGCCGCCGCCGCCG
Ceratosolen solmsi marchali is the source of this 307-nucleotide messenger RNA. RefSeq lists its product as uncharacterized. The record is from RefSeq and is a predicted model, not a curated record. The transcript has a single exon. The annotation marks the transcript as partial. Lineage: Eukaryota; Metazoa; Arthropoda; Insecta; Hymenoptera; Agaonidae.